Molecule: messenger RNA, 1734 nt
Organism: Macaca mulatta (Rhesus monkey)
Lineage: Eukaryota; Metazoa; Chordata; Mammalia; Primates; Cercopithecidae
Source: RefSeq, a predicted model, not a curated record
AUGAGCCACCGUGCCUGGCCACACUUAGUCUAGUUCUAUACCCUGGACUGUACAUUUAGUCUAGUUCUCUACCCUGGAGGAAGAAUACAUGAGUUUGUUGGUGAGUGCUUCGAGAUCUCUAGCCACCUUGCCUCCCAACACAGAGCCAGGCUGCUCCGGCUGGAAUACCCUGCCCGGAUAUCACAGGCCUGUACCCCCUGCAGGCCAGUCCUGCCUUCCUGGUUCUGUUCUUGCCCAACAUUCUGUAUGAGUCACAGCUACAAAUUCCAUUCCCAUGGGGAGGCUGACGGGCCCUUCCCCUGAGCGGGGCAUCUGCCCUGUGGAGUUGAGGGACUCACUCCAGGCUGCCAGUGUCCGCUCUGGGUUCCCAACCACCCAGCAGCUGGCAUCUCCCUGCCUGGGUGUGCCCAUUCCGUUUCUGACCUUCAGAGGUGCGCCUCUGAGCACCCCCCUGCGUACAUGGAGACGUUGCUGCUGCCCCGUGGUUGAGGGACUCCAGGCGAGAAAGUGAGCCCAGGCUGGGAACAGGGCUGCAGCUGUUCUCUUUUCUUGUCAAACCGUGGCCUCGGAAUGCAUCCACGGAUUUUGCAUCAGCUUUGGGGACAUGGCCCUCUCAAAACAAGGAAGCUUCAGCUUUGGCAAGGCUCUCCCUCCUUCAGACCUGCCGCUUUCCCUGACAUCGUGGAGUUCUGCGAGGCCAUGGCCAACGCUGGGAAGACUGUAAUUGUGGCUGCACUGGAUGGGACGUUCCAGAGGAAGCCAUUCGGGACCAUCCUCAACCUGGUGCCGCUGGCCGAGAGCGUGGUGAAGCUGACCGCGGUGUGCAUGGAGUGCUUCCGGGAAGCCGCCUAUACCAAGAGGCUUGGCACAGAGAAGGAGGUCGAGGUGAUUGGGGGAGCAGACAAGUACCACUCCGUGUGUCGGCUCUGCUACUUCAAGAAGGCCUCAGGCCAGCCUGCCGGGCCGGACAACAAAGAGAACUGCCCAGUGCCAGGAAAGCCAGGGGAGGCCGUGGCUGCCAGGAAGCUCUUUGCCCCACAGCAGAUUCUACAAUGCAGCCCCGCCAACUGAGAGGCCUGCGAGGGCCGCCCGCUCCCUUCCUGCCGCUGCUGCCCAGCGGACACUGCCCCACGUGCUGCCUGGCCACUCCAGGAGGAAGCUGGGAGGCGUGGAGGGUGACCACACCUUGGCCUUCUGGGAAGUCUUUGUGUGGCUGCCCCACCUGCCACAUACUCCCUCCUCUCCUACCCACUGGCCUGCUUAAAGCUUCCCUCUCGGCUGCUGGGACGAUCACCCAGGCUGGAGCUGGCCCCGCUUGGUGGCCUGGGAUCUGGCACACUCCCCCUCCUUUAGGUGAGGGACAGGGCCACACGCUGUUGACAUAAGCCUGCUUCUUCCUCUCUGCGGCUUUCACCGCUGAGUUUCUGUUCUUCCUGGGAAGCUGCACCAGCACCUUUGAGCCUUGGGCCACACUGAGGCUUAGGCCCUUCCUGGGACCGGCUCCUGCCCUCCCCUGAGGAUGGCCUGGACUCACGCCCUCUUGCUUCCUUUUGGGCUCAAAGCCCUUCUUACCUCUGUUGAUGGUUUCCACAGGAACAACAGCAUCUUUCACCAAGAUGGGUGGCACCAACCUUGCUGGGACUUGGAUCCCAGGGGCUUACCUCUUCAAGUGGGGAGACAGGGCAGGGUCCAUGCCUCUGCUGUAGUGUAUGAAAUUAACUAAUUCAAAAUUCA